Messenger RNA from Austrofundulus limnaeus, 1439 nucleotides. It is a transcript of the gene rbm7, whose product is annotated as RNA binding motif protein 7. Gene Ontology annotation, molecular function: single-stranded RNA binding. The record is from RefSeq and is a predicted model, not a curated record. Gene Ontology annotation, cellular component: nucleus. The coding region runs from base 121 to 870 and encodes 249 amino acids. The transcript is spliced from 5 exons. Gene Ontology annotation, biological process: regulation of alternative mRNA splicing, via spliceosome. Lineage: Eukaryota; Metazoa; Chordata; Actinopteri; Cyprinodontiformes; Rivulidae.
ACGCUCAAUUUCGUAGAAGAAGAAAACGGAAGGCCCGCAAUAUUGCAGCUGUGUUUUUGUUAUGUUAGAUUGACGCUGUGUUUGUAUAACAAAAAGUGGUUGACCAACAGCUCCAGUACAAUGGGGAUUGAGGACGAGGCGGACCGCACGCUCUUCAUAAGAAAUAUAGACACAAGAGUAUCGGAGGAGCUUCUGUUUGAGCUGUUUUUACAGGCAGGACCUCUUGUCAGAACAAAAAUUCCGAAAGACGCCGAUGGGAAACAGAAAACAUUCGGUUUUGCUGUUUAUAAACAUGAAGUGUCCGUGCCUUAUGCAAUGCAGCUGCUAAAUGGCACGUCUCUGUACGGGAAAAGCCUCCAGGUGCAGUUCAAAACAGGUAGCAGUCAUAACAGCCCAGGAAACUCACAAAAUUCAAGCCCUGCAAGUACUCCAAAUCCCCACGGUCAAAGGACCCCAGUCCAGUUCAGUUCUCCACCAUACACUCCUCCGCACCAGAUGCAGAGGUCCUUCUCAUCUCCUGAUAGCCUGCAGAAGAACGCCAUGAUGAACAACAUGUUGUGGCAGUUUCAGAUGCAGCAAGUCGAGCAGCUGAGCGAAGUCUUUUCCAAACCUCUGCAGCGGCACUCCUUCGCAGGGAAUUCUGGGAGAGGUGACCAAAGGCAGCAAGACAACAGCCGCCAUCGAUACCAUCCAUCCCAGAUGAACAGAGGCCAGCGUUACGGGGACGAGCAAGGCUCCGGUCGUCAGCAGCAGCACGGCCACGGGCGGGAAAACUACCACCAAAACGACAGGAGCGGCAACCGUCAUUACGACAACAGAGGAAACAACCGUGGCAACCGAGAUUAUGACAGCAAAUGGAGACGAUACUGAGUUCUGUAAAAUACUUAGUUCUUCGCAUUUUUAUGGACUAUUUUCUGAAGAAAAAAAUCUGAGAAAAGUACUAAAUGAUUGUGUAUACUCAGGUCAUUUAUACAUGAUCUUAUCGAUUUAGUAACAACUUUUUUUAAAAAAGAGAUUUUAAAUUUAACUUCUUUCUUGUGACUUUUUUUUUAGAACAAACGUGUAUCCUAAAGAUGUUCAUAGAAGCAAAGACACAACUCAGACAUUGUCAGUAAAUUUUUGAUGAGAAGUUAAAAAAAGGAGCUAAGUUAUACUGGCCAGUUUUCUGUUAUGCAAAUAGUAAAAUGGUGCUGCCAAACAUCAGAAGAUUUUCAGGUACUUUGUAAAAAAAAACAGUUUCAGCUAUAGAUUUCACCAGCAACACUGAAAAUACAACUAAGCAGCAAACUUUUUAAUUUUCUUUUUUAAGAUGUCAUGCUCUUUUCUGAAAAAAGGGCUUUGUUUUGUUUUAUGGUGGUUUUUACUUUUAAAAUUCAGAUCUGUAACAUGCUGUUUUAAAAAUGACCAUUUCCACUAUUAUAAAGCUCCUGUUCUUUUGA